AUGCUAAUGCUGGCUGAUAUAUACAACACGGGACGAUGGAAUGAGGUGUUCUGUGACCUUGAUGCGUUUGUUGAUUUUUUUCCUUAUACUGAACCAUUCAACGUUACUGCUAUUCAAACUAAAAUGUGCACCCUCAAUGUAACGCAGUUCUUUGACUUGGUCGGGAGUGAUGUAGGAAUUGAUGUCUUAGAGAUGGAAAAAUGGGACACUGGAAAUAUGACGGAAAUGAUGGAUCUAUUAAAACGAUACAAUGAGGCACUACAGAACUAUAAUGUUGAUAUGAUGAUUGAGUUGUUUAGCAGUUUAGAUUCUAUGCUUAGUAAUGAUGGUAUGUGGGGAAACUUUAAAGGUUACAUGGACUCCAUUGCAACUAUAGCAGAAUGGUUCAACAAUAGAGUGGACGAGCUUGAAGGGUUUAAUUUCAACUUGACAAACCUGUUGAAAAACAAAACUGCUACGUUUGAGACUCUAACAAGUAUGAUGUCCCCAGAGACAGCUGAGGUGUUCAGAAAAGCUUUGAUUAAUCCUUCCAAUUUUAUGCAAUUUAUGAAUAUAAAUCAGUUCCAAGCUAAUGUGUGUGAUCAACAAUGGUUCAACUACGUUCUCCAAUUCCCGUCUGACGUGAGUGAGGAUGAGAUUGCCUCACUACAGGAGACUUUGUGCAAUAUUGCAAAGAAUGAAACUGCAUUUAAUGAGCUAACGUAUGCAUUCUUUGAGCAGUUUGAUCUGUUGUCGUUUUAUAAUGAGAUUGCAGCUAUGAUGAGUGGUAAUAUAGGCACUGAUUUCAUCGCAUGGACAGCAUUGGUAGAAGAACUACAGGAAGCAAUGGACAAGAUCAACAUGAUUCUUGAAAAGGAUUUAUUCAAGUAUGGUAACCAUUCAAAUCCUUGGGAUAUGAACACAUCCUUUAUGGAUAACUUUGUGCGUUCACUGAGAGAAAUUCUUGUAUUUAUGUCUCCGGAUGGAUUCCAGAACGCUACCUCCCCUAUGUGCAAUAUGGUGAUGCCUUGGAUCGGCAAUACUACUAUGUGGAUGGAAUAUGUGGAGCCAAAACUGAUUCGUGAUGCACACUUCAUGCGAAUAAUAAAUGAGAACAUUGUAACAAUGGAAGAGAACAUUUUAGAAUCAAUUGCUCUACAAGACAAUAUGACAAUGACGAUUCAGUUUGCAAUGGAAACGGUCAUCGUGCUGCCGGGAAUGAUUGACGCAUCUAUCCAGAUUAUGAGUGAUCCAAGGAUGUUACAGCUGUAUAUGAAUGCCAGUAUGCAGCUCAUUGAUAUGGGAGAGGAUGCUGCAGCAUUAAUUGUGUGUGACAAACUAAGUCUGAAUAUGAUGAUAGGAGCCCCCAGUAAUCUUAAUGUGUCUGCCAUCUCAACUGUAUUAUGUGGCAUGCAGAGAAUUCGUUCCACUGAGUUGAUGAAACAAUCAAUGGAGAUAAUGGGUAUACAGUCAAUGUUUGAGGAGAUGAUGUACAUCUCCUUUGCACCAAUAGAAGAGCUUGGAUCGUUUAACUGCGAAGAAUAUGCAAAUAGUAUGCUUGAAAUGCAAAUCAAUAUGAAUGAUUUUGUUACUAGCAUUAUGAGUGGGAACCUUACCAGUGCCGUUUUCAAUAUGCCUCUACUGAAUUUGGUUGAUAUAGCAACAGACCUCAUGACUAAAGUUUCGCCAGAUGAAUUGCAGAGUGUUGCCGAAAUGUUGACGCUUUUUGCCCCGUUAUUUGACAACGAAACCCUGGCUUUGUUAGAAAACAUGGAUGCAAUCAUGCCUUAUAUGGGUAUGAUACAGAGGUGGAUGGAUGAGAGGAUCAGGAACCAAACUGUAUCGAGCCUUCCUAUUAGUUUCAAAGACGUAUUUAUUAACUCCAGUGCAGUGGAGCAGUACCUGAGGGAGGUACUGGAGUUGGACACAUAUUUGUUAAAAGUUAUCAUGAAUUCAUCCCUGAAUACCGACGCUUUACUGAAUAUGAUUGGCUAUGAUCUCAUGGAAUAUGAAGAGUACACAUGUCAAAGCGCACUGGAUGAUCUAAUCCUCUUCCCACCUGCAGUCAAUGUUACAAGGGCCCUUAAUGACCUCUGUAUGCUGAAUAUAUCGUCUGUGAUGUUUGAUUUGAGAACGUAUAUCGACUGCCACAGCUUGUACUCGAGGUUUGUGCAAUGA
Saccoglossus kowalevskii is the source of this 2157-nucleotide messenger RNA. RefSeq lists its product as uncharacterized. The record is from RefSeq and is a predicted model, not a curated record. NCBI's taxonomy places the organism in Eukaryota, Metazoa, Hemichordata, Enteropneusta, Harrimaniidae.